CAUCCAUAGCUUUCUGGCGGCAACCUUGCCCAUCCUCCCUCUCAGGGAAUUUCCCUGAUUUCUAGCGGCAGGUUACGGGACAGUCUGCACCCCCAAAACCAUUACAUCAACUCACCUUUAUUCCUUUGUUAGCGUCAACACGAAUAACAUGGCCGGUCACGAGUUCGUCGAGCUUGCCAGUAAUCCUGCCGAUCGACUACUCUUUGAGUAUGAAAUGGCAGAUGUGACCGCGAUACCCUCAGACUUGGUCUUGGACGACAACCAGGAAAUGAGUGUAUUCGGUGACAUUAUGGAGGAUGACGAUGACUUCCCUGAGCCUGAAGGGUAUGAACAGCUGCGUCGAGGUGAUAGUGAAAUGGGGGAUGAUUGCAUCGGCUUUGUCAGCGAAGUUCGUAGCCCGUGUGGACCACCGAAACCCAAAAUCCUUUAUCAACGAACCACCAACUAUGCUCAAAAGGCGGCGCUCCGUGCUCGAUUCAAUGAGGACAAUGCUUUUCUCUUGGACGAGGGCGCAGAGGAGCUUAAUUUUGCCCCAACUAAGGGACCGCUCACUUUCGGACGUCCGCACAAGCGUGAACCCGGCGAUUGCCUCCCAGCGUACGCAAAGAAGAUUUCCGUAAAUCUGGACUCCGAUGACGAGCUAAUGAUUAAUAUGAAGGAGAAGGGAUAUACUGAUCACCAGAUUGCUGAGAAGCUUGCAAAGGAAGGCCGCAUCCUUUAUGAUAAGAAAUCCAUUGGCGGCCGUAUUUGCAGGAUUAAGUCCGCUCAAGCCGAGCACGUUGACUUUCUCUUGAAGGAAGGCUACAAGGAAUGGGGAUUGGAAGAUGACAAAAUUCUUCUAGCCGCAUUUGAGCUGGCUGACAUCGAUAUCAACAACGAAAUGGAACAGGUCCGAUCCCGUCGUUUCCACAAAGUUUCUACCUUCAUGCGCAAACUCAACAAGGACGCCAUCUUCUCUUCAAAGGCUUGUAAAGACCGCUACCAGGCCCUCAUGGCGGGAACUGCCACAAUUCCUAUCGACGAGGAUGGGCCCGACAAUCAGAUAGUACGCCGCAUGGAAAUGGAAGCGUUCCGCGAGUCUAGAGAGCGCAUCCGUGAAGAGGAUUGCAAGGCUAAAGAGCGGAAGAUUGAGGAGAAGCGUAGGGCUAGGGAUGCCGAGCGCAGUCGCGUCAUCCAGAGGCAGCAGGAGGUGGUUAGAGCUCGUGAGGAAAAGGCGAGAGAGAAAGCUGAGCGUGCAGCACAGAAAAUAGCCGAUAAUCAAGCGAGGAUCCAGCGUAUGCAAGAUGAAAAGGAGGCAAAGGUCAAACAGAGGGAGCAAAUCAAAGAGCGGAAAGCUGCAGAGGAGGCGGCUGCGAAGGAGCUCCGCGAGAAAUUGAACCCUCACACACCGGUCAAGGCUACAAAUGUCGCCAUUCUCAAAACCAUCACGAAAGACCAUCCGGAUCCGAGAAGCAUCUUAUCCCUUGCCGACUUGAAAACUCUCUGCGCUAACCGUAAUCUCUCUACGGAGGGUGAGCAGAAAGACGAUUUCGUCAAACGAUUGGAUGAAGCCGACAAUGCGAACAGCCUAGUGGCGCUUAAGAAACUUGUUCGUGCGAGAGGACUCAAUACCGCUGGAAGUAAGCCGCAGAUGAAGUACCAGCUUGCUCUUGCUGAAGCAAGUGCUAUGUCGUCCUUUGACAAAGACGCUCUUGAAAAAGGCAAGAGCAAGAGGGUUGGUCAAGAGCCCAUCGAUUUUCAAGACGGUGCCGACGACACCGAGGAGGAUAACGAAGAAUCAAUCGAGAGCUGCAGUGUUUCUCUGAAGUAUUCUGAAUUGCGAUGAGGUACUUGAUGGAUUGUGUUUAACACAGGAUAUGUGAGUGAUCACCCUAGUCUGGAUUUCCAUGGC
Lindgomyces ingoldianus is the source of this 1891-nucleotide messenger RNA. RefSeq lists its product as uncharacterized. Bases 149 to 1825 code for a protein of 558 amino acids. The transcript is spliced from 4 exons. The record is from RefSeq and is a predicted model, not a curated record. Lineage: Eukaryota; Fungi; Ascomycota; Dothideomycetes; Pleosporales; Lindgomycetaceae.